Messenger RNA from Gadus morhua (Atlantic cod), 1640 nucleotides. It is a transcript of the gene tmem41aa, whose product is annotated as transmembrane protein 41aa. NCBI's taxonomy places the organism in Eukaryota, Metazoa, Chordata, Actinopteri, Gadiformes, Gadidae. The transcript is spliced from 5 exons. The coding region runs from base 35 to 970 and encodes 311 amino acids. The record is from RefSeq and is a predicted model, not a curated record.
CUUGGUACGACCACCAUUCCCACCCCCCCUUCGCAUGAUACAACAACACUUCGUUCCGCCGUCUAGCAUUUCGACUACCCCGAAGUAUCUCUCUUUGUUGUGCGCGAAAGAACCAACUAUGCGGUCCAUAGUUGGAUUGGUCUUCGUCAUUGGUGCAGCUACGUUAUAUCUGUAUUUGUUGUCCACGUAUCUUCCCGUCGGGCCCCGACGUGUAACUUCUUCCGAUGUCCGAGGGGAGAGUGUGAAGACAACAGGAGACCCUGAGCUGUCAUCUGUCAGCGAAGAGGAGCACAGCAGGUUGAAGUUCCCUUCAGACUUGAAGGAACUGAGGGAGAUGGCUGAGCUUCUUCAGUACUACAAGAAGGAGCAUACGGGGUACCUUGUCCUUCUGUUUUCCAGUGCCUACCUGUACAAGCAGUCCUUUGCCAUCCCAGGAUCAUCGUUCCUGAACAUUCUCGCGGGGGCUAUAUUUGGACCGUAUCAGGGCCUGCUGCUGGCCUGUGUCCUGACCACUGCGGGCUCAACCGUGUGCUAUCUGCUCUCCCAAGCCUUCGGGAAGCAGCACAUCAUCGGCCUGUUCCCUGACAAGGUGUCCCUGCUCCAGAAGAAGGUGGAGGAGAACAAGGACUGCCUGUUCUUCUUCCUGCUCUUCCUGAGGUUCUUCCCCAUGACGCCCAACUGGUUUCUAAACAUGUGCGCCCCCAUCGUCAACAUCCCCGUGGUCUACUUCUUCUGCUCCGUCUUCAUCGGCCUCCUGCCGUACAACUUCAUCUGCGUGCAGACGGGCGCCAUGCUGUCCGAGGUGUCCUCCCUGGACGACCUCUUCUCCUGGCAGCGUCUGCUCCAACUGCUGGCGAUCGCCUGCAUGGCCCUGCUCCCCGGAGCCCUGAUCCGCCGAUACAGCCAGAGUCGGCUCAAAGCAGAGCCCGCUGGGCCCCAAGACCUCCCGGCCAAUAAGAAGGCCCAGUGAGGCCGGAAGGGGGCGGGGAUAAGAACUGUCGUUACCUCAUCAGAAUGAGGGAGUGUUAAUCGAGGUGAGUCUACGGCCUGGUGGAACACCGUGGUGGAGGGGCUUGGGCUUAUGGGAGGGUCUGGAACAUUUGGUUUUAGGAAGGGAUUUAAUUUUCUAUUUAGAAUUUUUGAAAGUCUGAUUAAAUCCCAGGGACUUUUAUCAUAUUCUGGUGAGGGAUGAAUGUGUCUGUAUGGAAUAUUCUCGGGUGAAUCAAAAAAUGUUUUUGUCUAUUUGAAGGUUUGAUUAGGUUCAUGUAUGAAUGUAAGGUUAAAUGUGAAUGCAAAAGAGGAAGCUGCUACAGCAAAGCUGUAAUAAACUGCCAAUUAUUUGUCAUGCCAAGCUGUAAAAUCCUACAGGCUAACAUUUCAAGUGCCUGUACAAAUUUAACAAAUGUUUAAAUCACUACCUCAGGUAUGUACAUCGAUGUAUUUAUGUAUUGUACAUAUUAUUGAUGAUGAUUAUGUUUAAGUUGGUUUUAAUUAGUUUGUGUAAAGGAUUUCAAGAGCUUUACAGUUUUGCAUAUCAGGUAACACUCUUGCAACUGUUAAUCCACAAAUAAAUUUCACAGAUUUUCUAAGUACUUCUGUUCAACUUGUUUGUUUUUGCAAUAAAUUAUUCAAACUGCCAA